AUGGCCUUGGCAGCAGGUGCUGAAUACACUACAGGCUGCACUCACACAUGGCGAACCUUACCAGAGAAAUCACGGGCUAGGUUAUUGAAGUUCACAAAAAUGGUAAAGAAAAUUGGACAAGAUGACCCAAGACGGGUUAUUCAUUCCUUUAAGUUCGGAUUGGCUCUAGUGUUGAUCUCUAUUUUGGAACAUCUUCGUCCCUCAUUCUAUGGUUUUGGUGACAACAUUAUCUGGGCGGUUCUCACUGUGGUUCUUGUCCUAGAAUUUUCUGUGGGUGCAACACUCGGGAAAGGUUUAAACAGGAUGUUGGCAACGGGAUUAGCUGGUGCUAUGGGCGUUGCAACCCAUAGAAUAGCAGCUCUUUCUGGGGAGAAGGGGAAGGAUGUACUGACUUCAACCUUUAUCUUUGUGAUAGGUGGAACGGUGACAUUUAUGAGAUUUUCCCCUCGAUUAAAGGCGAGAUACGAUUAUGGGUUGAUCAUAUUCAUAUUGACCUUCUGUUUGGUAUCUCUUUCGGAUAACACGGAGAGUGAACUCCAAGAAAUGGCUCAUGAGAGGUUUUUGACAAUCAUCAUUGGGAGCUGUAUAGCUAUCACUGUAUGUAUCGGCAUAUGCCCGGUUUGGGUUGGCCAGGAUCUCCACAAUCAGAUUGCUGGCAAUAUUGAAAAGCUCGCAGACUUUUUGGAAGGAUUUGGAGGCGAGUACUUCAACGACAACAUAGGGAAUACAGAAGCUGAGGGUGAUAAGCCAUUUCUCCGUAGAUAUGAAAGUGUCCUCUCUUCAAAAAGCAGCGAAGAAACCAUGGUGACACCAAUAACGCUGUUUUGGCAAGAUGGGAACCUUGUCAUGGCCGGUUCAGAUUUCGCCACCCAUGGAAGCAAUACUUAA
Abrus precatorius (Indian licorice) is the source of this 888-nucleotide messenger RNA. Its product is annotated as aluminum-activated malate transporter 2-like. The record is from RefSeq and is a predicted model, not a curated record. Gene Ontology annotation, biological process: malate transport. The coding region runs from base 1 to 888 and encodes 295 amino acids. The transcript has 5 exons. Gene Ontology annotation, cellular component: plant-type vacuole membrane. Lineage: Eukaryota; Viridiplantae; Streptophyta; Magnoliopsida; Fabales; Fabaceae.